UGUUAUGAGACACUUGCCAUUAUUAUGUUGUCAAGCAACUGAAAAAAGACCAAAUGUAAGAGCAUGUCACAACCUCUGACAGUGUCCCAAAAUGGUCGGACCCCAGAGGGUUAAGGUCUCACACAAAGUGAGAAAUGUUGACGAAAGGAGGCUGCUGUUAGCUUUGGAGUCGGGCAGGGUCAACGUUCGUAAGGGACGUUGCCCUGUCGCCGGGUGCGGAAAGUAGACUUCCAGGCUGGAUAGGCAUCUCCGGGGGCACAGCGAGUUGAUGGCCACGGCUCAUUGCGACCGCCCCUUACAGAGAGGAGGAGCGGGAGGAGGACGAGGAAGAGGACGAGGGCCACGAUUGCACGGAGAGGUGCAAGAGGCAGAAGACGAGGCUGAAGGGUCUAGUCAGCGACCUCAACAAGCCUCAUCCGUCGCCCCAGUGCCCAUCAGACCCAGCAGGUGAAGGAGGUUAUGAGGAAGCUGCUGAAGGCACUGGAGGUUCCGGCAUAGGAAGAUGCCGGGACUCCGGCCGUCACCUCGCCGCCACGCUCGCCCGAAUCCGGGCCGUCGACCUCGCAGGCCGCGGAGGUGGAACACCUCGGAGAGAGAAGCCCCGCUCACUUUUAGGACCACGUGGCGGUUCUGAGUGAGUUUAGAGGUCUUGCCUUUCGCCGGCAUCCUCCUGUCUAUCGUCUGUCACGCUAACCUUUAUCUCUUUCUUUUCUGUCUCUCUUUAGACGAGCUCCUGGAGUCCUACAGGAGAAACCGGAUCCGUCACGUAAGCUCAAGGAGAACGUGAGCGGGAAGGUUUUCCGCAUCAAAUCCUUUGUGGCCCACAUGGCGGAGGGGCAGGCCAGGCUCCAGACGCUGACCUUCUUGGAUGACCCCGAGAAGAUCCAGAGGUACGUCGCGCUCCCUCUUUCUGCCGUCGGUAUGACGUUAGCGUGUCGCGAUUAACCAAUUCUUUGUGUGUGUUCGCAGGUGGGUCGGCAACCUAGGGAGGUCCAAGAUCACGGCCACGACCAUUAACCAUUAUCUAAAGAAUGUGGCCCAGUUCCUGGAUUUCCUGGCCGAGACCCCUCCGAAGACCUGCCGGCUGUCUAAAAACGGCAUGACGAGGGUCCGACGGGAGGUCAGGAUGCUGCUCAGGUCAAUGAAGCGGCCGGUGAUGAUGCACCAGAUGGAGGUGAAGGAGAUCAAGGAAGGACAGCUCAUCUCCAAGCAAGUGCUUCGUCACUGCAACGCCGAGGCCAAAAAGGCAAUCCCGCGGAUCCUCGACAAGCUGGAGAAGGACCUCUUCCAGAAAACACAAUACAAUUUCUACGGGCACUUGACGGCCUACUUCGCCUCCAUCUACGGGCACAGGUGCGGGGUGUUUCAGAACCUGGCAAUCGGGGAGGUGGAGAAGGCCGUCAAGUCGUCCAGCACCGGGUCCUACCUGAUAAACGUCAAAUUCCACAAGACGAACCAGGCCUUCGGCCCGGCCCAGCUGUCGGCGACCGUGGAGGAGUUCGGGUGGUUCCACAGGUUCCUGGCCCUUAAGAACCGCCUGGUCGGCAGCAAGACGGCGACCUAUUUUUUCUUUACAUCGACACCCAAUCCCUGCAAAAACUUGAACAAUUAUUUUCAGGGGGCUUGGGUGUCGAUGGGGCUUCCCGGGAAGCCUAACUUCACUGACCUCCGGACCUCCAUCGCGACCCACGCCAAGAACAGCCACAGCGUGGACAACCGGCGGAAGGUGGCACAGUCCAUGUGCCACGACACCUCCACGGCCAACAAGUAUUAUGCCAUGAACCUCAAUUCGAGGCAGGCCGUGGAGCACCGCCGGUUGUUUGAGCAGGCGCUGUUGGGCGAGGAGGCGUCACCGGAGAAGGAGCAAGGGGUUAAGCGAAAGGCGAAGAGUCAGCACUGCCGGAGCGGGAAGCGCGCCGGAGCGAAGGAGGCCUCGCCGUCCGAGUCGACGUCGAGCAGCAGCUCCAAGGAAGAGGAAAAGGUCCCCUUCCAGGAGUCUGGGGUAUCCACCCUCGACUCUCCAUCGAGCUUGGAAACGUACCCCACGAACCUGGAAAGCCCUGACCGAUCGUCAUCGUCCUCCUCUUCCUCGGUCGUGCCUCCGUCGACCCGGGCCUCUCCGGACGCGGGCUCUCCGGAACUGUCCGUCCCCGAACGCGCUACCACCCGGGACUCCGUCAUCUCCGAGCCGGUCGUCCCGUUGCCCGCCACCAUGGAGGUUACCAUGAUUGCAAAAUCAAAAGGAAGGUGGAUGUAA
This is a messenger RNA of Misgurnus anguillicaudatus (oriental weatherfish), 2257 nucleotides long. RefSeq lists its product as uncharacterized. NCBI's taxonomy places the organism in Eukaryota, Metazoa, Chordata, Actinopteri, Cypriniformes, Cobitidae. The record is from RefSeq and is a predicted model, not a curated record.